Molecule: messenger RNA, 936 nt
Organism: Colletotrichum higginsianum IMI 349063
Lineage: Eukaryota; Fungi; Ascomycota; Sordariomycetes; Glomerellales; Glomerellaceae
Exons: 2
Coding region: 1-936 (311 amino acids)
Source: RefSeq, a predicted model, not a curated record
AUGAAAAGAGGAAUCUCGUUUUUGAUAUUCAUGGUAGGAGUCGGCGGAUCUACUAUUGAUCAGCCGCCUGAAGAUGUCGUUGGGAUGGCAUCAACUUGGUGCUACACGUAUCUUUCGACCUAUUUCGAGCCCAUGACAAUUGGGUUUACCAGUCCAUUUCCAACCAACUUGUCCGUCAGCUCAACUUCUCCCGCCAUUGGAUCUACUUCAACGACUUCAAUCCCUCCCACCCUUCCGACAUCACUAUCAUCAACAGGUGGUUCGAGAACAACACCUUCGGGGUCCACGGCGGCUUCCGAGUCAACUUCAAUCUUGGGUUCUACUUCCCCUUUGGGGUCUGCUACACCUUCGGGACUCAGCACCUCUUCGUCGUUAGCUUUACCUCCAUCCGUCGCGACAACAUCGGUCUCAACGCCCACUCCCAGUGCCCCAGUGGAUCGGCAGAUCAUAUUAUUUACAUUUCCUAUUGCAGUCACGAAGCGGGGUUUGGAGAAGAGGGACAUUGGAGGAUUCAUCGUCCGUGACGCAGCUGCUAACCGCCAGAGCUGCGAUGAUGCUGUGAUCUUUAGCCUGUCCUCGAAUUGGCUUCUUGACGCAGGGAUUCCUAUUCACUACACACCCGGCGACACCAAUAAACCCUUUCGCGCUACAACUCUGCCUUCAGUCGACGCUAUUACUACUACGUUUGGGGUUGUAGGAGGUAAACUUCAGUUUUCAAACUCUUCCCUGCCAGGCGGACGAGCCAACUUCUGCCAAAACCCUCAAGGGCAAGUUUUCAUUAUCUUCACAUCUACGCCAGUGGGUUGUGAGCUUGUGCAAAUUCUGGUCUAUGAAGUCCACAACUACGUCUACAAUCUCUACCUCAACCCCAACUACUACAACUGGAACUACAACAACGUCUACAACAUCGUCUACGACAACAUCUACAACCUCUAG